AUGUGUCAGCUCGUACGGCUUUCACCUCUUGCGGGCUCUCCUCGACUGGUGUGUGCUGCUGGGCUGGCUCUGCGGACUCCUCUCGUGACUGAUGACCGACGGCCGGGUGGGCACACGUCCGUGGACCACUUCCGGGCGUCGGAAUCGCACUUUCGACUUACGAUUUUUUCACUUCUUGCGUUUUUGACGUUUUUUGGACGUAUCUCGGCCGGUAUUUGUCUGAGGGCUUCGGGAGUGCCGAAAACCCCCCCUUACAUCCCCCUGUCAGCUGGGGUGACGACGGACCUGGUGCAGCAGACCCGACCCUCCUAG
Macrosiphum euphorbiae (potato aphid) is the source of this 312-nucleotide messenger RNA. NCBI's taxonomy places the organism in Eukaryota, Metazoa, Arthropoda, Insecta, Hemiptera, Aphididae. The record is from the annotation of a GenBank genome assembly.